UGGAAAGUUGGUGGACUGGGACAUGACAGCAGAUAUGCCGAUCAUCCGAAGAUUUGCGCACCGGACCAACAAUUGCAAAUUUGUCGUUGAUAAGAUAUUUCGGCGCGCUUCCAAAAUACAAAAGGAGAAAAGCUGUUUUGUCAUAAUGGGAGUAACGUGUGUGACCCAGUGGCCAGUUACAGAUAACAGGACUGUACCCCAAGCUGUUGAAGUCCUCACAAAGCGUCUUGAUGCGUUUGGUGCCACAAAAACAGGAAAUUUUGGUGUUGACUGUGAAACCUACCAGUCAGUUCCAACAAAUGUUCCACCCAAGUAUAUCCAUGUCAUGCACAACAAAGAGCAACCAUAUACAUGCUAUGCAGUAACAGACAAUAGAACCUGUCUUGUCUGUGAGAACUCUUUUGAAGCAAUCAUGCAUCGACUCAAUGGAUUCUAUGUGCCAAAGAAAACAGCGAGGAUAGAGUCAAAAGGAACUCGUUAUGAGAUGGGUGAUUUCAUUGUUAAGAUUGGAAUAGUUUCUCUAGGACCCCAUGCAAGAGGAGUACUUGUUGAGGUGGAAUACACACCAUGUGUCAUGAUUCAAGACUGCUGGCCAUUAAUGGUCGAGUUUAUGCAAGGUUUCAUGGGAGCUCAGUACACCCCAAGCCAGCCUCCAACGUUAAUUGCCAAACCAGAGGUACCGUUCAGCGCUGAAGAUACUGUCUUUCAGUAUCUAGAACAGUUUGAAACCUUCGUCAGGAGAGGAUCUAGCACGGCAACAGUAAGGUGAUGUCAUUACUGAAACUAUAACUUCUCCUUGUGUAAUGAUGGCUAGGAGACGGUUGGACAUACAUGUAGUUUCUACAUUUUAUAUUGAGGACCUCUAGCAGAACCUGUUAAUGAUCAGUUGCCUACCCCGAGGUGCUAUAACUUAACCACUACUCCAGAGAGUUUAGACUAAAAACUGAAGAAAUACAAAUAAGUGUGAGCUCUUUCUAAGCUUUUGUAUAGAGGUGACGUACUGAUAUGAAUCUAAGGUAUUUACAGACAUUGAUAUUACAAUAAUUGUUCACAUACUUCAUGGAUAUUUACUUAGCUUAUAUUUCAUAUUCAAAUGCUUGGAAGUAAAUAUGGUAAAAAAAAAAGGAAUGAAAGGAUGAGAGGUGAGUAUUGAUUAAUGAUAAUUGGAAUUGGUACCCUACUACAACUUGAGAUGGAGUUCAUUUAAAUGAAAGGUCAAGUCCACCCAGAAAAAUGUUCAUUUGAAUCAAUAGAGAAAUAUCAAACGAGCAUAAUGCUGAAAAUUUCAUCAAAAUCAGAUGAAAAAUAAAAGUUCUGACAGUUUAAAGUUUCACCUAUUUUUUACAAAACGGUGAUGCACAACCCAGUGAUAUGCAGUCGAUGAUGUCCCUCACUAUUUCUUUUGUUUUUUGUCGUUUGAAUCAUACAAUGUUUUACAGAUUUGACAAUAAGGACCAACUUUACUGAAUCAUAAAAUGUUAAAAGAAUGGUCAUUCCACAUAUUCAGUGAGGAGGACACCAUUUCACAGGACAAUGAGGAGCAAAUUAGAAUACAAUACAUGUACAUGUAUGUCAUAUUACAUAAAUACAAAAGAAAUAGUGGAUGAUGUCAUCAGUUCCCUUUAUUUGCAUACUGACCAGGAUGUGCAUAUAACUGUUUGUGAAAUAAAGCAAAACUUAUGGCCCCAUCACAUCGUUCUGUGCAAGCCUUGCAGGUAACUAUUUUUGCUACCCGCAAUGACAGUAUCUCGCAGGCAUGUUGCCUCAUUUGCCCGCAGAAAAGUUUUGAACAUGCUCAAUACUUAUUCCGGGUGAUUAGCGGGUGAUUGCUUACAGGUAAAUGUUCCACACAGAACAGGUACGAGACCCGUUAUUCACACGCAGUUAACCCGCUUGAAGUAUGCAGAUUGCCCACGGAUCUCUGGGUAUGCGCGUUAUCUGUGGGAAUUUUAUGUGCAAAAUACAGGUGAAUUACUGACGUGUAGCUGGUGAGUUCUGAGCUGGCGAGGCAAGAGUAAAUCGCGUGCACGUUGAGGGCGAACUACUGUCUUUCUAUUGGUCAGUUACGGGUUGGUUGCGGCCAAGAAAAUUACGUUUUUUGAGCACCUCUGCUAAUCACCAAGGUGAUAUCACCAGGCAACCCACACGCAAGUAACUUGAAGAUUUGACGCAGGUUGGCAGUAAAUAACACGCAGGGCACAUACGUCACCCGCAACUUACCCAAAGCUUGUACGCGCCACCCUCGCCCCUCGGGCACAUGCAAUGCAGUGUGCACGCGAGUCGACAGUAAAUUGCACGCGUCCGGCACGCAGAACGUGAAAAUUUUGUUGCGUGUUGGAAAAUAUCUGCCUGCAACUCACCCGCAAGGUUUGCAUGGAAUGAUGUGAGAGGCCUUUAACCCUAAAUAGACUGGGCUAUUUCAGAGCCUAAGAAGACUGCGAAAAAUCUCAUUGCUAAUUAAUUAUGCCAAUUUAUGCGUAAAAUCAAGCUUGCUCUAGAUAAUAAGCUAAAUAAUGCCCCUAAAAUGCUAAUUUUGGAAUCAGUCUCUAUAGGAAUCUGAUCAAAUGUAUUUAAUAAAAAUUCAACAUCCCAUUUAUUUUUCUAUGUAUUUUAUUGUUUUCUAAAUUUCUUUUGUAUUUCUUUGUUUUUGGACGUUUUUUUUGUCUCGCCUGCAAAGCAGAGCGAGACUAUAGGCGCCGCUUUUGCGACGGCGGCGUCGUCAACAUUGAAAUAUUAAAGGACAAGUCCACCCCAACAAAAAGUUUAUUUGAAUAAAAAAAAGACAAAUCCAACAAGUAUAACACGAAAAUUUCAUCGAAAUCGGAUGUGAAAUAAGAAAGUUAUGACAUUUUAAACUUUCGCUUAGUUUCACAAAAUAGUUAUAUGCCCAUCCUGGGUGGUAUGCAAAUGAGGAGAAUGAUGACGUCAUCCACUUACUAUUUCUUUUGUAUUUUAUUAUGUGAAAUAUUCUUAUUUUCUCCUCAUUAUCAAGUGAAACAACAAUGAAUUCCUUCCUGAAUAUGAGGAAUUAUCAUUUUUUAAUACUAUAUGGUUCACUCAUGUUGGUCCUUAUUGUCAAAUCUGUAAAAAAUGAAAUGUUGUAUGAUUCAAACAAUAAACAACAAAAGAAAUAGUGAGUGACAUCAUCGACUGUCUUAUUUGCAUGUCACUGAGCUGUACAUAUCACUGUUUUGUGAAAAAAUAAGCGAAACUUCAAACUGCCAUAACUUUCUUAUUUUACAUCCGAUUUUGAUGAAAUUUUCAGCGUUAUGCUAGUUUGAUUUUCUCUACUUAUUCAAAUCAACAAUUUUCUGCUGUGGACUUGACCUUUAACCAAGGUUAAGUUAUUAAAAUGUCAUCAGAAUGGGACCUAGUUCAUGAAACUUGGACAUAAGGGUAAUCAAGUAUUACUAUACAUCCUGCCCGAGUUUCAUGUCACGUGACCAAGGUCAAAGGUCACUUAGGGUCAAAGAACUUGGACCAUAGUGGAGGAAUCAAUAUUGAAAUCUUAACCAAGGUUAAGUUUUUGAAAUGACAGCAUAACUUAGAAAGUAUAUGGACCUAGUUUAUGAAACUUAGAUGUAAGGGUGAUAGUGUAUCACUGAACAUCCUGCCUGAGUUUCAGUUUACAUGACCAAGGUCAAAGGUCAUUUAGGGUCAAUGAACUUUGGCCAAAUUGGGGAUAUUUGCUGAAUUACCAUCAUAACUUUGAAAGUUUAUUGGUCUAGUUCAUAAAACUUAGACAUAAAGAGUAAUCAAGUGUCACUGAACAUCUCAUGCGAGUUUCAGGUCACAUGACCAAAGGUCAUUUAAGGUCAUUGAACUUUGGCCAUUUUGAAGGUAAUUAUUAGAUUGCUGUCAUAACUUUCUAAGUUUAUAGUUUAUAAAAUGUGGAUAUUGGGGUAAUCAAAUAUCACUGACAAGUCUUGGGUCGCAUGAUCAAGGUCAAAUGUCAUUUAUUGUCAAUGAACGUAGUAUUGUCUCAUAUGAAUGGUGUUUUUUUAAUAAAAUUAUUAUACAGUAGUUUUCGAAGUCAGCACUGCUGCUAUAUUGAAUCGCGUGAUGCAGGUGAGACUGCCUGAGGCGUAAUCAAGUAUCACUGAACAUCCUGUGCGCAUUUAAGGUCACAUGACCGAGGUCAAAGGUCAAUGAACUUUGGCCAUAAUGGGGUAUCUGUUGAAUUACCAUCAUAACUUUGAACGUUUAUGGAUCUGAUUCAUGAAACUUGGACAUAAGAGUAAUCAAGUAUCUUUGAACAUCCCGUCUGAGUUUCAGGUCAUAUGACCACGGUCAAAGGUCAUUUAAGGUCAAUGAACUUUGGCCAUGUUGGGGGUAUUUGUUGAAUUACCAUCAUAUCUCUGUUAGUGUAUUGGUCUAGUUUAUAAAACAUUUACAUAAGAGUAACCAAGUAUCACUGAACAUCUUGCAGAGUUUCAGGUCACAUGACCACGGUCAAAGGUCAAUGGACUUUGGCCAUGUUAGGGGUAUUUGUUGAAUUACCAUCAUAACUCUGUAAGUAUAUUGGUCUAGUUAAUAAAACUUGGACAUAAGAGUAAUCAAUUAUCACUGAACAUCUCAUGCGAGUUUCAGGUCACAUGACCAAAGUCAAAGGUCAUUGAACUUUGGCCAUUUUAGAGGUAAUUAUUAGAUUGCUGUCAUACCGUAACUUUCAAAGUUUAUAGAUAUACAGUGCGUAUAAAAAAAAACGGGACAGAUUUGAAAAGUCUAUAAAAUUUUAGUUUCAAAUUAUUAUGUCUAUAUUUUGGUGUUAAUAGGUGCUCUAAGGUCUUGUCUUUCAAAUGCUAUUAAAAAAAUUUAGUUUUGUUCAUGCUUGAGCGAACACGGGACGUUUUUGUUGGGGGUUCAAAAAGAGGCUUGCACCAGAAUUGCAGAAUAUGAGUGAUAUGAUGAUCAGACUUCUUGAUAAUUAGCAGACUUCCUCUUGACCUUUUCAUUAUCUUUGCCAUAAUUUUCAAAUCAUGCGGUCAAAAUUCAUUUUCAGAUCUAUUUGUUUGCUUGAAUUAUUUUGUUAUUUCUUUUUAAUAUGCUCUCUGUUAGCUUUGAAAAUUCCUUCUUCAAGCUAAUUCUUUUUUUUUUUCAACCGAAUUAUGGGAGAGCAUGGAAUUUUUAUUCAAAUCCUUUCAUUAUGUGCUACAAAGGUUAUGGUGCCUUUUGAACAAAGCCACACAGAUGGUCGGGCGCUUGGGUUGCUCCCCCUCCCCCUCAAUUAAAAAAAAUCAUGACCGAGAAAAAAAAGUGGACAGGAAAUAAAAGGAAAGAUAGAAAGUAAAAUAUAUUAUUUUCUGAAUAUUAUGUCAAAAUCCAUCACAAAAUUUGAUAUUGUAAUUAAAAAAAGUGGGAAUAUUUGCGUGCUCACUUCGCUCGCUCACAACUUUUCAAUACAUUUUACCCGAUCUGCCAUAUCUAGCUCCUUCAAAAUUGAUUCAAUACACCAUUGUCAUUGAAAGACAUGAAUCCCUUCCUGUGUUUCCUGCCAAGCAAUUAAACUUAGUCAAUGAUUUAAUGACCCAUUGAAAAAUAGAUUCAUGCCUUUUAAAGGUACAUAACAUAAUUUGUUUCACAUAAUAAAACGAUUUGAAUAAUCUCAAGUUUUCCCAAUUAUAAUAAUUUAAAUCUUCUUGCUUGGGUUGAAAAAAAAAUCUUCUUUUCUCAGUUACUUAUGACGGAAAAUUAAAAGGUAAGAGAAGUUUAAAUGAAAAACAAAAUAAUUCAAUUAAAUAGAUAACUUUGUAAAUGAAAUUCGACAGCAUAAUUCGAAAAUUGUGGCACAGGUAAUGAAAAGGUCAAGAGGAAGUCUCCUGAUUAGCAAGAAGUCUGAUCAUUGUAUUACACAUAUUCUGCAAUUCUGGCGCAAGCCUCUUUUUGAACCCCCAACAAAAACGUCCCGUGUUCGCUCAAGCAUGAAUAAAAUAUAUAUUUUUUAAUUGCAUUUCAAAGAUAAGACCUUAGAGCAUCUAUUAACACCAAAAUAUAGACAUCAUUAUUUGAAACAAAUAUUUUAUAGACUUUUCAAAUCUGUCCCGUUUUUUUUUAUACGCACUGUAGUGUAUAAAAUGUGGAUAUAGGGGUAAUCAAGUAUCACUGACAAGUUUUAGGUCACAUGAUCAAGGUCAAAUGUCAAUGAACCUAGUAUUGUAUCAUUAUAUGAAUGGUGUUUUUUGUGAAUAAUUAUUUUAUAGUAGUUUUCAAAGUCAGCACUGCUGCUAUUGAAUCGCGUGAUGCAGGUGAGACAGACAGAGGCAUUCCACUUGUUUUUCAAUUUGCUCUAAUUUCUUUAUUUCUGCAUAAAUUGUAUUCAUAUUUGGUGCUUAUGAUCCUUGGGUAAUCCCAUAUGUGAGGUAAUGAUGGUGUUAAACAUUAUCUAGGGGUCAAAAGGGCGAAUGAUAUGAGGUCACGCCUAUCUUUUUAAAAACUUUCUGUUCAACGUGCUGUCAUUUCCUUAUUUCUGCAUCAAUUUUGAUCACACUUGGUUCAAAUGAUCCUUGGGUAAUACCACAUAUGUGUUUAUGAGGUUGAUGGGGUCAAAGGUCAUCUAAGGGUCAAAACAUCAUAUUGCGUAUAUUCUAUUGAUAAAGAAAUCAGGCAAACUCAA
This is a messenger RNA of Lytechinus pictus (painted urchin), 6613 nucleotides long. Its product is annotated as mediator of RNA polymerase II transcription subunit 20-like. Gene Ontology annotation, molecular function: transcription coactivator activity. The transcript is spliced from 4 exons. Gene Ontology annotation, biological process: regulation of transcription by RNA polymerase II. NCBI's taxonomy places the organism in Eukaryota, Metazoa, Echinodermata, Echinoidea, Temnopleuroida, Toxopneustidae. The record is from RefSeq and is a predicted model, not a curated record. Gene Ontology annotation, cellular component: mediator complex. The coding region runs from base 23 to 769 and encodes 248 amino acids.